Molecule: messenger RNA, 2602 nt
Organism: Xiphophorus couchianus (Monterrey platyfish)
Lineage: Eukaryota; Metazoa; Chordata; Actinopteri; Cyprinodontiformes; Poeciliidae
Product: dual specificity protein phosphatase 13-like
Exons: 3
Coding region: 139-696 (185 amino acids)
Biological process (GO): protein dephosphorylation; negative regulation of MAPK cascade
Cellular component (GO): cytoplasm
Molecular function (GO): protein tyrosine/serine/threonine phosphatase activity; MAP kinase phosphatase activity
Source: RefSeq, a predicted model, not a curated record
AGCACUAAAUUGGGUAACUGUCCAGUGACAGCACCUGCUGGAAAUGAUCAUCCCGAGCUGGAGAGAGACUGGGACUGCUUUGAUAACAACAAACAUUUUGGCCGGCAAUCGAUCCAAGACUGGACUUUUGGACUUAAAAUGCCAACUGUGAAAGACAAGGCAAAAGAAUAUCCAACUGUGAAGGAUCUGCAGAAGGUUUUGGACGCUUGUAAGCUACACCUCCACCAAAUUGAUGAAGUAUGGCCAAAUAUAUACAUAGGGAAUGUGGCAGUAGCCCAAAACAAGGCUGUCCUGCUGAAUUUAGGCAUAACUCAUGUGUUAAAUGCUGCUCACUCCAAGCAAGGCAGCCCAGGGAACCAAAGCUUUUAUGGCAACGACUUUGUGUAUUUUGGCAUUCCAGCAGAUGACUCUACUCACUUUGAUCUGGACGUUUACUUCCAGCCCGCUGCGGAUUUCAUUCAUAAAGCUCUGAAGUCACCUGGUGGGAAGGUUUUGGUGCACUGCAUCAUGGGAAUGAGCCGCUCGUCGACUUUGGUGCUAGCCUACCUCAUGAUCUACCGUCACCUCCCGCUCAAACAGGCCCUGCAGAAAGUGGUCCAGAAAAGGGCCAUCUAUCCCAACAGGAAUUUCCUGGCUUUGCUGCUGGAUCUAGAUCUUCAGCUGACAAGGAAAAAGAAAACCUGUCAGAUAUUGUAGACUUUUUUAGCCUGACUGCGUUUUAGUUAUGCGUCAAGACGUCCGGCAGUCUGUUGAUCCAGCAGUCUGGACUGUGAGUUUUCUUCAGAAAAAAUGUUUUUGGCUCGGCAGGUCACAGAUUUUUGGAGAUAUUCAGGUGACAGUAUGUUAGCAUUUUAAGCUGUGAGAAUCUGUGUAGACGUUUGUGCUUCCAAAAAUCUCAUUCAUCAGACUAUUGUCUUCCAGACCCACACUUAACUUUUUGACCUUUGUUAAUCAAUGACUCAAGAAUUCAGAUGCUUCCAAAAAUCUAAAUUUCACUAAAUUUCACUCUCUGUAAUAGACCUGCAGAGCGAUAGUACAAUAUCAGUACAGCUGUACUUGUAAGGGGGUGGGACAUUUUGUGCCUUUGUGUACUUUACCCUUUACUCAGCAAUUUACUUCUCAUGUUGUGAAGUAUUUUCAUGAAUUAUUGAGAUAAAUGGUCUGAAAAAUACUGGUCCAAAUGUUUUGAGGGUGAGUACACAGUUUUGUUCAACCAAAACUACAAAGGUGCAAAAUAACAAAUGCCCAUCUUUGGAUGUUUAAGGGUUUUCUACCUCUCUUUUUUUGAAGUUUUUCAUGUGCUGUCUUGUAAUUUUGAAGUUUUUACAACUGUGUGUGCUUUUUUGUCAAAUAUGAAGUUUAUGAUGAAGUUUUGAGCAGAUUUGUUUUGUUCAGUUUCAGCAACAAGUUUUGACUUACAGUACAGACCAAACGUUUGGACACAACUGUGUGUCCAAACGUUUGGUCUGUACUGUAUAUAUUGCAAAAAAUACCCACAGCACAAUGUUGUUGUACCCACCAUGAAAAUAUGGUAAAAAGUUAUGUUAAGAUUUCUCUUGGUCCCCUGGAAACUAUAUUAGGGUGUGAUCUUUAGUUGGGGAUGCUGGAUUAUCGCAGUCUAAGUAAAAGACAAAAACAAAACACUAAACCUUAAGCGGGCAAUCUUCAAGUGAUAUCAUCGACUAUAACUAGUUACAAUUAUUGGUAUUUAUAGGCAAGUAUUUGUAAUAAAAUAUGGACAUAAUUGUCACAAAAUACAAAAAUCUAACAUAUUGUAAUUGAUAUUGAUAUUUUCUACCUUAAUUGCAAUCACAGCAUUCAUGCUUUGAUGUCCAUUUUCCUUAGUUUAUGAACAUUUGAUGAAGAAAAUGUUUGUGUUUUGAUUUUGGAUGAAAUCUAAAAGGUCCAAAGGUCUUGUUGGCUAGUGAGCACAAAUAUGGCAAAGGCCAUAAAAUGUAGUAGACUGAUAGCUAUCAUUUACAAGCAGUUACUCAUAUUCUAAUCAUUCUUGUAAGAGCAAAAAGGACCAAAUGAAUCAUAACCAUGUUGAACAAGCAUUGUUUACUUAAGCUUCUUCGUCUCUGAAAAAGAGAGAAUAAUUCAGCAACAUCUGUCCAACACAUCACAGCGUGAAUUUCCUUUGUUCUAUUUAUCAUAGCAGUUGAGUUGAUCACUGCUGUGCAUCAAAAGGCAUCAUUUCCUUUGAUGGUCUAUGAACUCAUCUGUAAGGAUGUGAGUUACAAAAAAGGUAUGAACAAAAACUUUACAGUAGUGACGAUUUCCAAAUGUUCUGCAUUUUAUUCCUAGAACGCACCAGCACAAUUCAAAACAAUACUUGUUCAAAUUAACUACAAAUGCCAUUCAAAACUUGGAUAAGCACAUAUCAAAUAACAGUGAGUAAUGAUCAUUUUUAUUUUAUUUUGUCAAGACAUCUCUUUCUAUACAUACAAAAAUUUGCAAGAAUUUUGUUUUUUAUAAAUUAUAAAAAAAAUAAAUAAAUACAUCCACUGGUUCAAUGUGGUAUUUUUAUAUUUUGCGUAAGACAAUAAAUGUAUCAGUGUUAUGGAGGUAAAUACAGUCAUCAUUAAAUGACACAAAGCUA